AGUGAGGCUGCGCUGAGCUGCGGGGCCGGAUGGCCGAGCCGCCCGCCCCGCGCACUCGGGCGGCGGCCGGCAGCGGGCGAGGACACCGGGCGAGCCCUCCCUGCCGGGAGAGCCAGCCCUGCGGCACACGGCAGCGCCAUGGUCUCAUGGAUCAUCUCCAGGCUAGUGGUGCUUAUAUUUGGCACACUUUACCCUGCAUAUUAUUCUUACAAAGCCGUGAAAUCAAAGGACAUCAAAGAAUAUGUCAAAUGGAUGAUGUACUGGAUCAUAUUCGCACUCUUCACGACAGCAGAGACAUUCACGGAUAUCUUUCUUUGCUGGUUUCCAUUCUACUAUGAACUCAAAAUAGCUUUUGUAGCUUGGCUGCUGUCUCCAUACACAAAAGGCUCCAGCCUCCUGUACAGGAAAUUUGUCCAUCCAACACUGUCUUCAAAAGAAAAGGAGAUCGAUGACUGCCUCAUCCAGGCGAAGGACCGGAGCUACGACGCCCUCGUGCACUUUGGGAAGCGGGGGCUGAACGUGGCAGCCACGGCAGCUGUCAUGGCAGCUUCAAAGGUAUCUCAGCUACUCCAUUUACACUUGUAUUUGGACCAGAAAAAAGGGCAGGGACAGGGAGCCCUGUCUGAGAGACUGCGGAGCUUCAGCAUGCAGGACCUCUCGACAAUCCGCGGAGACAGCAGCAGCACCGUUCCUCCCUCGGUCACUGUACGGACAGGUAGCAAACAGAGCCACCCAAAACCAUCCAGAAGUGCAUCAGAAGGCACUGGCAGCUCAGUGUGCACGUGUUGCUCGGUAUGCCGACUCCUCAGAGGUGAAAUAAGUGUGGACAUUAGGUAUGAGAAGCCACCUGAGACAAACUGUGAAACAAAAGGCUCAGUGUUCUCAGAUGAUGAAGAGAAUGAUUGUGCAUCCAUGAACAAAAGGCCCAAAAAGAAGGAUCAACCCCUUGAGGCACCGCCUAGGACCCUUAGACCUCGCUUCAGGAAGAAAAGUACCUCGUCCUCUGCCACUGAAACAAUGUGAGUGCAAUGAGCCAAUAGCACCAAGAUCCACAGAAUGUCUCUCUUCUGCCUUAAAGAGCUACUCGUUGAUGCCAUAGGAAACAGCAGUGGGUGGAUGUGCUUUGAUGUGCAGCACUGUAGACAUGGCCUUUCUCCCUCCUCCCUCCCAUCCUUCUGUGACUCGCUGCUGCCCUUUGUCCCUGGUGUGGGUAGGACAGUCUGGCAGGCACCUGCAGGUGAGGGGUCCUGGUUUGGUUUGCAGAGUGUGCACCCACCCACAGUGUACAUUUACAGUUUCAUUUGUGUCUGCAUAGCUCUUGCUCUGUGAAUGCCCAGCGGAAACAACAAUAAUCAGUUACUCAUGAUGCUACGUUGACAGUGUAUUUAAUUAUGGCUUUAUCAUGGAUGAAGUGGAUUUGCAGAACCCAUGGAUUUCUCUUUCCUCCCUUCCUCCUCAAGACUGUGAAUGAUGUAACAAAUGUCAAAAGUACUUUGACUGUACAAAAUGUCCAAGAUUUGUUAGCGAACGCUGAGCUGCACCUGCAUUUUUCUGCAAGUAAAUCACACGUUCUGAGAAAAUCAUUGUGCUAAACCCACAGAGACAGAACCACUUACAGAAGAUGAGGAAGUGAUGUGCAAGAGAAAAAAAUGGUUUCAAUUAUGUAAUGAAGGGGGAGUCCUAAUUUUGAUCAGCCUGAGCCAGGAGAGUAUUUUGUGGAAAAUUAUGUGUAGAAGAACUAAAUCCCACCAUUUGUGGCCAAUGUUCUACUGCAAGUUUUAAAGUGUGAGCAAGCCAGGCUUGAGCAAGCUGCAGCAACAGAAAUUAGUAUGGCUUUAGUGAUGCAUUUCCAGAGGGAAACACACCUUUCUCCCCUGCUGCAACAGUGCCAGUCCCAGCACUCUGCUCUGCUGCUGAGGGGCUGCUUGCAUGAGCAGAGGGUCUGAGCUGCUUUUUGAAGCCUGGAGUUUCUCCUGUAGCAUGGAGUUUGGUUAGAACCACAAGAACCAGAUGGAGUGGUGUAUUUGUAUCCAUAUAUAAAUGAGAACUAUAAAAGAAGAGGAAGACACGGUAGGGUUUGUGUAUUUGUGCUUCGAGUUGGUGUCUCUUGUAAGUGUUGAGCAUGUGAGAUUCACACAUAAGUUAAUUACGUGACCCUUUGUGUUUGCUCUUGGACCUGUCACUUAGACUAGGAAAGCAUUUAGCUUUUUAGCAUUUAGGAUGUGCCAUCACCAAUGGAUCAGCACAGGGGCUCGAUGGUGUUGCUGUCAUCUGCCAACAGGCAGCUGCAGUGUGCCAGGCUUGGAGAUAACUCUGAAGUGGCCUUGAAACCAUUUCUCUGCUGGGUGUGCAUCCAUAUCCCAGCUGCCCAUCUGGUGGGUCCCUGAGGUCACCCCCACAGCUUCCUACAUGUGUGGGGAAGAAAGAAAUAAAUUAUGCGCACACAGAAAUGUUUAUCUGACCUGGCUAGGAAAUGGAAAAAGCAAGCAGGUAUUUCCUGUGUCUGCCACAGUAUUUGGCCUCAUUACAUGAGAAUUUUAUUUCCUCUACAUGUGCUGAUUCAGUCAUAUUUUGCAAAUUUUGAAAAAUUCUUCAGAAAGUGAAUUUAAAAAAACCCCAGAAGAUACUCAGCAAAAGUUUUGAGAAGCUAAGCUUAUGUAUUUUGCUUCUAAGCAGCUUUAGAGUUUAUUUGAUUUUUUUGGCUAACAUUAAAAAGAACUAAGUAAACUGCCUGCACUGUUAGCAGAAAAUAAAAUCCUGUUGCAAGCAAGCCAUGUUUCCCUGCUGUGCAAUGGGCUGCUGUAAGGUAAAGAAGAAGCUGACAAGUUUGCACUCAAUUAUGCCAAAUAACCCCAACAACAUAGAGCUGCAUAACAUCUGACAAGUUCUAAUUCAGACACGCUGUAUUAACAUUGAUUAUCACUAAAACUAUUUAAUGUGCGUCUAAUCUGCUGUUUUACUGUAAACUUGACUGUUUAGCAUUUCUUAAGUGCUGAGGUGAAAUGUUGACAAGGGAGUUGCCUUAUAUCUCUCAAAACAUUCACUGUAAAAAUGAGAAAAAAUAAACCUUUUCAUAUCUCUGGAAAAGAAAAAAUGUAUUAUCAACGGAGCUGUAUUAUUUGUGUAUAGAUAGACAGACAUGUGAAUGCCUGACCUUGUGCACUUGUGCUCCUUGUGCUGCAGUGUUCUGUACAGAUGAUUCUCACCCUCCUCGCACAGGUUGUUUACAGGGGCUGCCCCCAGUCUGUCAGUUCGGUGCUGCGUGUGUUCGUUCCGGAUUAACUCCACCCCUGAAGGCUUUUGUUCAGCUUUUCACUGCAGCCUCUGCCAAGGAGGCAGCCGGGCUCGGGGAGUCACCUUCCUGCGCUGCUGCUGACCCCUCCUGGCAAAGCAGGGUGUGCAGGAGCCGGCACGGGAGAGGAGGCAGGGAGGGAUGGAUGGAUGGAUGGAUGGAUGGAUGGAUGGAUGGAUGGAUGGAUGAUGGAUGGAUGGAUGGAUGGAUGGAUGGAUGGAUGCUUUCUAGGAUGUGUUGGAAAGGAGCAGUUCUCAGCUCCCUUCCCAUUCCAGCUCUGAGUGUGCAGGCUGGCUGAGCACUUCCAGAUUUUCCCUCCUAAAAUCAAGCAAUCUUUCAGCUGAUGGUUUAAAACAGCAGCAGAUCUGGCUUAGUUAAAAAUGCCCAGUUUUGGGGCCUUUCAGGCAGCUGGCCCCUUCCAUCAGUCCUGUAGGGAAAGCAGGCACCUCCUGGUGUCUCAGAGAGGGCUGGGAGAGUGGAACUCUGAAGAGAACAGGCCAGCCCUAGGAAAUGGCCUUUACCCAGCUCAAGGCUCCAGUGAGACAUGCAUUAUUUUAAGCACAUAAAAUUGAGGCUGAGGGGAAGGAAACUGCAGCUGGAGAUGGUCUGUGGUAAAUAGGCCUGUGAAUUACCUCCCCAAUUUGCCAUAAAUUCACAUAGUUAUGAACAAAUAAGCCUAGAGCAGCUCAGUUCAGCCCUCUGUGCCUCCUCUCCUGCAAUAAGGGUCAGCAUCAGUGCAGCUCCUGUGGUCACCAACUGCUGAAUCCGGAUCCCCUCAAAAACAAGACAGACUUCACAUGUGUCUCUGCCACCCUGGAAUGAAUCAACCUAAAAACCUUGUGGAAGUGCAAACCCAGCAUAGAAGGAAAGAGAAUCUGGCUGUUUAUUCCUGCUAGGAGGGAGAAAGCUGCUUGGAGAGAGACAAUGCUCCUCUGUAAACAACCUGCUGCCUCUGGCUGCUGGCAAGUCCUGGUGUUGUGAUGAACCCUUGUGCUCCUCACCCACAGUCUCUCUUUUGCUGUUAGUUUCAGGUACCUGUUUUGCAUCCAGCACAUUUGAACUAGCAGAGAACAUGUUGGGAUUUGCGUUUAGACAAACUGUUUAAGGCUCAUAAUUGUGCACUUGGUGUGAUUUCUUUCCUGUGAUGGGUAGAAAAGGUCUGUGAUACAAUGGUACACUUGGAUGCCUCACAAGAAUGGCCAUUACAACAGUAUUCCAAAGGUUGAUGUUUUGCUGGUUUUGUUAUACUGCUUGAUAUACAUCUUGAAUAAAGUCUUAAUCUUUUCUUUAUUAAAAAAAACCAAAACAAAACCAAACAUCUUUAGUCUGUUCAAUGUAUCUGGCAGGCCAGAAUAAUCACUUUGAUUGCUGUAUUAUUUUUAUCUGAAUUCUGGCUGACUGUAUAUAGAUGUAUUCACUAAGUGCUGCAUGUCCUUCAAAACUUUCUGUAUCAUGAACUGGAAAAAGAACAAAAUACAGCUACUGAACACUCUGA
Molecule: messenger RNA, 4787 nt
Organism: Oenanthe melanoleuca
Lineage: Eukaryota; Metazoa; Chordata; Aves; Passeriformes; Muscicapidae
Gene: REEP1
Product: receptor accessory protein 1
Exons: 10
Coding region: 139-1023 (294 amino acids)
Biological process (GO): endoplasmic reticulum tubular network organization
Cellular component (GO): cytoplasmic microtubule; endoplasmic reticulum membrane; endoplasmic reticulum tubular network
Molecular function (GO): microtubule binding
Source: RefSeq, a predicted model, not a curated record